Molecule: messenger RNA, 1531 nt
Organism: Cucurbitaria berberidis CBS 394.84
Lineage: Eukaryota; Fungi; Ascomycota; Dothideomycetes; Pleosporales; Cucurbitariaceae
Product: UreD-domain-containing protein
Exons: 1
Coding region: 249-1265 (338 amino acids)
Molecular function (GO): nickel cation binding
Source: RefSeq, a predicted model, not a curated record
UGCAGAGGGAUGCUCAAGAGGCUUGGUGGGGCGCGUCUUGGCGAUGCGCCCCGUGCUUGAACCUAUCCUGGUAGGCGUAUUCACCUUCUGCUUACUCGUUGAUCUAUUUCUAGUUAGCGUCGCUGGUGUAGAGCCACUGUUCCAUGCAACGUCAAUUUCUUGUAUAAAUUUGUUUCAUUCGUCAGGCAUACCAGGGUGGCAUAAGUUCUUAACUAAGCAUGAUCUUCCUCUCUCGAUAGUACUCUGCCAUGUCCUUUGUCUCUCCAUUCGGAGCAUCUACAUCCAAACCCGGUCAUGGAUCUAUCAUCAUCGACAUCUUACCACCUGAUCAACCAGUCCUCCGGACACUAUCCUAUCAAUACCCAUUGAAAUUGGUCGCCCCAGAUCCACUACCACCCCCUUCCCAGGGUUCCACAGAACCCAACAACAACACGACACCCCGCCUGGUCCACACCAUCUUCCUCCUCACCUACGGCGGCGGCAUAGUCGCCGGCGACGCAAUCAAUCUAGACAUAACCCUAGCCACCAACACGCGCCUCAUCCUCCUAACCCAAGGCUCAACAAAGAUCUUCAAAACACCGUCCCCAGACCUCAUCUCAAAGCAGCACAUGACCGUGCAUCUCCAGCGCGACGCUGCCCUAGUCUAUCUCCCAGACCCAGUGCAACCCUUCGCCCAAACAGCCUUCUCCCAAUCCCAAAUCUACCACUUGGAAAACGAGCAGGGCAAUCUGUGUGUAUGUGACUGGGUGACGAGCGGGCGGUCAGCCAGAGGGGAAAACUGGGAUUUAUACGCGUACAAGAGUAGAAAUGAAGUUUGGACUACCGAUGAUGCCACGGGCAAGAAACGCCUGCUACUUAGAGACAACUUGAUCCUGGACAAGGAUGGUAGGACGGAUAUGCGUCUCUCCGCUCGCAUGGACGGGUACGCCGUGUUCGGCACGCUGAUCCUCCGCGGACCGGUUUUCUCCUCGCUGUCUAGUUUCUUCAUCGAGGAGUUUGAAGCGCUCCCGCGUAUUGGAGGGAGGAAUUGGGGUGACGUCGCGCAGCCGCAGCUUUCGCUCAGAGAGCAGAGGCGAGCGCAAAGAUUGGCGAGGGAGAAGGAUGAUAGGCUGAUAUGGAGUGCGGCCAAUGUGCGUGGAUUUGUACUUGUAAAGUUCGCAAGUAGAGAAGUUGAAGGUUCGCGGAACUGGCUUAGGGAUAUGAUUAGAGAAGAGGCGAGUGUGUUGGAGGCGUUUGGCGAGCGGGCGCUAUUGUGCUUGAAGUGAGGUUACAAGGGGGACUAUUCAGUGGAGCGUCGUACAAUGAUGAUACCCAGGUGGAGAUGCAAAGAUAUGCUUAUCAUAAGUGGUCAUAUCUACACUAUUCCAUACAGAGCGGCGAAGUCUCCUAGUCCAACAAGGCUUUUUACCUGGUAUCACCGACCUCCGAACGCCAAAGCGCCAAACAUUCUAUGCCCUUAAGAUAUCUCUCCCUCAUCAACAAUCACACUAGAAUAGGCUCCACCCACCCUUCCUCCCCGCAUCCCCUCCCC